AUGGCCCAGACAUACUACCGUCGACCAUACUCGCUACUCUGGUUUUUCGCCAUCCAAUUGACCCUCAUGAUCAUUUAUAUAAUCCUACUCACCUUGGACAAGCACCCUCACCUUGCGUUUCUGACUAUCACCACCGUCAGCAUAAACAGUAUCCUUGGAACUCUAUUUGAUCCGGAGACUUGCUACAAAACCAAAACAACACUGGAUGAUGGGACGGUGGUUCGCGUGAAGAAACCGUUUAUCGGCCUCAAGUCGCAUGAAGACCUGGUCGGGUUGACGGGAGGAUAUGAAGUGAGGGUUGACGGAUGGCGCUAUGAGAAGGCUUUGAUACGGAUUUAA
Aspergillus chevalieri is the source of this 339-nucleotide messenger RNA. RefSeq lists its product as uncharacterized. Lineage: Eukaryota; Fungi; Ascomycota; Eurotiomycetes; Eurotiales; Aspergillaceae. The coding region runs from base 1 to 339 and encodes 112 amino acids. The record is from RefSeq and is a predicted model, not a curated record. The transcript has a single exon.